AUGUCAAAAAUUUUAAUUUCGAAAAAUGAAAGUUUUGAACAAUUUGUUAUUUUUUCGGGAGGAGUUCCUGAUGAUUUGGAAUGUCAAAAUCCAAUUUGUAUUUUUUGUGGAGACAAUUCUUUGAUACUCAAUUUUGACAGUGAAAUUAUUAAUUUUGAAAUUUUUGAAGAAGAAGGAGUAGCAAAAGCUUUAUUUGUAUUAUGUCAAGAUGAAUUAGUAGCUAUAGACUUGAAAGAUUCUUUGUGGAGAAUGUUUUCAUUACCUUAUUUAUACCCAAUACAUUCUUCUCCCGUUACUUGUGUUUUGGCAAUUUCUGAUAUUUCUGAACAAAUUUUAUCACUUUUUGAACAAAUAUCAAUUGAAAGGAAAAAUUCUUCAAAAAUAUUUUCAUCAAAUAAAUGGCCUCUUGAACGAUUCGGAGAAGACCAAAUUACCUCGAAAAGCGUGGAUCAAGAUUCUUUUUUAAUUAUAACAGGACAUGAUAACGGCAAUGUUUGUGUUUGGAAGGCAAACGAUUUAAAUUUUAAUUUAUUACUUGUUUGUAAUACUGCAAAAGAGUUUGAAGGUUAUCAAUCAGAAGAAGAAAAUCCUCAAAAGGAUGAAGAGAAUAAUAAAAAUAUUAAACAUAUUCCACCUAUUCGAAAGGGAGGAAUAUUUGAUCCUUUUUCUGAUGAUCAUCGUCUUUGUGUACAAAAAAUUUAUUUUGAUUCAAAAAGUGGAACAUUUGCAGUUGGGGGACAGGCAGGACAAUUAAUGGUUUUUGAGACUUUGUGGAAAAAGACUUCACCGGCUAAUCAACUACUUUUAAUUGACAUGACUAGUGGAAAUAACACAGAAAAUUUAAAAGCUAGUGAAUCUGCUAUUCAACCUAGAAAUUCUCCAUUAAAUUAUGAACACGGAUUUUGUCUUUAUAACAAUGUAAUAGCCCAAUUUAAACCUCCGAUCCCAGUAACGGCAAUUUCCUGGAAUUUUAAUUUGGGCGUAUUAGCUGCUGGAAAUGAAUUUGGUUAUGCUGUUUGUUCAAUUAGAGAACGAAAAUUGCUUUUAAUUAAGACUUUAAUGUCUUCUCAAGAUGUACUUCAAAUUUCAAACAAAGAUAGCGCUCUUUCUCGUUUUAAAAGUGUUAAGAAGUCAAUAAGGCAGUCUUUUAGAAGGAAGAAACAAACUGCAGAACAAAUAGAAAAUGGAGGAAUCAUAUCAGCACAACAAAAUAGGCAUCGUCAAGAGAGGGAAAUUACACAGAGAUCACGUAAUCCAAAUGCCUUAGAUGGAGAAACACCAAAUUCUCUGAUUAAAAUACUCAAUUUUGAGACAUGUAUUCUCACCCCAUUUAAUACUCAUCAAGAAGUAUAUCUUUUUGUUGGGACACAAGGUGGUGCUGUUCUAAUUCAUUUAAUUCGGCCAGAUGCUUGUGUGAAUACUGAACGUUGUCAAUUAAUUAAAGAAAUUCGUUUGCGACAUCAUGCUCCCAUUGCUGCAAUUGAAUUGCUUCAUCAACAACCAAACUCGAGACUCCUAAUUUUUAGUGAAGAACAAAUUCGAUCAUUUACAAUGCCAAAUCUAAAAUCUUUUACUUUCAAAUAUAGACUGACAGCAAUUGAAGGUUCAAGAAUUAGAAAAGCAACAACAGUUUUACUAAACAAUGAAACCAAAUAA
Messenger RNA from Meloidogyne enterolobii, 1656 nucleotides. The record is from the annotation of a GenBank genome assembly. NCBI's taxonomy places the organism in Eukaryota, Metazoa, Nematoda, Chromadorea, Rhabditida, Meloidogynidae.